AUGGCGCCUCUCACCAACGAGCCGGACGCGAUACGCGUCGUGCUGAACAUGGCGCGACGCAAGGCAUACUACAGCCUGGUAUCCGACAUCAUCGCCUACAUGCGGUCACAGCUAGAACCGCAUCAUCAUCACAGCCCCGAGAGCACACCGCCCUCAUCAUCAUCAUCAUCUACACACAAACAGAACCCGCCGCCGCCGUAUUCCGAGUCAGCAGACGCGCCGCUCUUCGCGUCCCGCACCAACAGCAGCAACAACAACCGUCCUCAGCGCCAAAGCUACGAUCUACAACAGAGCGAAAGCCCUCACAGCAGCCAUGAGGUCUCGCCGCCACAGCCGCCACGUCCGGCUCAGCGACAUGCGCCGACCAGCCCGGCGCUCGUCCGCCUGCGUAAGGCGGCGCUCGCGCACUUCGAUGCGUGGCGCGCCGCCACGAUGGGCAAGCUUAAGGAGGUAGUCGCCAAGAACGACGACCAGACGGUCGUCGAGGCGCGGCGGAAGCGGGCUGAGGCGCUCAAGGCGCGGGCAAGGGAUGUGCCGGGUGAGGGGGAGGACUUGCUCAGUUUUGGGGAGAGUAGCAACAGUAUCAACAGCAACACCCCUAGCACUACUAACACCUCCUCCGCCUCAUCGUCAGGGACACGCUCCCGCGCGGAGGACGACGACAAAGCCAGAACAACAGCCUUCCAAGCGCUCUACCACCAGAUCCCAACGCGACUAACCACAAUCCCGCUCGCGGACCGCAAGGAGGUGCUCAGCGCGACGCUGAUCCUAUUACUGUCCUUCGGGAACUACUCAGCGCACUCGCGCACUUUAAUCUGCCACCUCGGCUCCGCGCUAGAGAUCCCGCCCACGUUCCUGGACGCCGAGGAAACAGAAAUCGCGACGACGAUGGUGGGUGCGGCGCAAAAGGCCGACGCCGACAUGAAGAAGCAGAACGGCAUGUCCGCCGAGACCGAAGCCCAAAAGCGCCGGGAGCAAGGCCAAACCGGCCGCUUCUGGAAGGUCGGCCUCGCGUCCGUGGCAGGCGCCGCGCUCAUCGGCGUGACGGGCGGCCUGGCAGCGCCGGCGGUCGCGGGCGUCAUCGGCGGGCUGAUGGGAUCGGUCGGGCUCGGCGGCCUCGCGAGCUUCCUGGGAAUCUUCUGGAUGAACGGCGCGCUGGUGGGGGCGCUGUUCGGCGCUUUUGGGGGCAAGAUGACGGGCGAGGCCGUCGACCGGUAUGCCCGCGAGGUCGAGGAUUUUCGGUUCCUGCCGCUGAAGGCGGAGUGGGGUGAGGGCAAUGGGAGUGGGUGGUCGCGCGACGGCCCCGAGGCGAGGAGGUUGAGAAUCACGAUCGGGAUUAAUGGAUGGUUAGAAGAGGAAGCCGACGUCAGUCGGCCGUGGCGCGUCCUGGGCGACGAGACCGAGGUCUUCGCGCUGCGCUACGAGAUGGGCAGCCUCAUGGCGCUGGGUCGGCGGCUGAGGGAGCUGGUCGCGUCGAAGGCGUGGGGAGCGGUGCGCGCCGAGAUCUUGCGACGGACGGUGCUGGUUUCGCUGCAGGGCGCGCUGUGGCCGCUGUUCUUGCUCAACUCGGCCGCUGGCAUUGAUAACCCUUUUAGCUUGGCAAGGAAUAGGUCCGAGAAGGCGGGCCGCAUCCUGGCGGAUGCGCUGAUUAAUCGUGUUCAGGGGGAGCGGCCUGUCACGCUCGUGGGCUACUCGCUCGGUGCGCGCGUCGUGUACGCGUGUCUGCGCGAGCUGGCGGAGCGUAAAGCCUUUGGGCUUGUUGAUACGGCGGUGCUGGUCGGCGCGCCCGUGCCGUCGAACGCGGGCCACUGGCAGAUGAUGCGGGCCGUCGUCGCCGGAAGGCUGGUUAAUGUGUACAGCGAGAACGACUACAUCCUGGCGUUCCUGUACCGCAGCACGAGCCUGCAGCUGGGCAUCGCGGGGCUGCAGCCCAUCGACGCCGAAGUGAACGGCGUCGAGAACCUGGAUUUGAGUGCUGAGGUCCAGGGCCAUCUGAGGUAUCCGGAGCUGCUGUCUCAGAUCUUGAGCCGGUGUGGGUUUCCCGGUCUGCGAGGGGGCGCGGAGGUCAUUGAGAGGGAGGUAGAGGCGCUGCGUGAGAUUCAGCUGCGGGAUAGCGAUUUUGCGGAGAUGGGCAAUCUGAUUGAUGUGGAGGAGCCGGUGCGGGCGUCGCGGGAUGGGCUAGAGGUUAUGGGGAAUAAGAAGUUUGAUCCGACGGUUAAGGACCUGAAGGAGCUGAAGAGUGAGGCCAUCGUCAGGACUGCGAGGCGCAUGGGGCCAGAGAAGGAAGACGCGGAUGCUCCUUCUGCGGGUAUUCCGUCUUCUGCAAUAACGAAGCCCGUUACUUCGUCCAUGACGAAUCUACACGAGAGUCUGCCGCCUCUCCAGACGCGCUUCGGUGAUGCCGAGAGGUCGGCCAGCACGAGUCACAUUCCUCAGGAUCUGUCGUCUAGCUACUCGGGGGUGGGCAGGGAUGAUGAUUACGACUACGAUGACGAUGCUGAUGAAUACGGCGGCAGUAUCGAGAUGAUGGAUAAUGAUGGCGAUGGCGACCUUACUACUGUUGAGCCUCUCCGGAUAGACGAUUGA
Molecule: messenger RNA, 2586 nt
Organism: Anthostomella pinea
Lineage: Eukaryota; Fungi; Ascomycota; Sordariomycetes; Xylariales; Xylariaceae
Source: the annotation of a GenBank genome assembly